AUGUGCAGGCAGCAGCCGGCCGUCGGAGUUCAUCAAGGUUCGGUGCUCCCUCCCUUGCUCUUCAUCACAGUGAUGGACGCAGUAAUGGAAGGCCUCAAAAGACAACUGCCAUGGGUUCUCCUUUAUGCAGAUAAUGUGGUCUUGAUGGUAGAACGAGAGUUUGUUGAAAGCGAUGUGACAUUCGAUGGUGGGCAUUCCACACCACCGCUUUCUGAAGGAUCAUCCUUGAGUACAGUCAGACCAACAAAGCAUAAGCGAAAGUGGUGGUGUGUACGAGGAGAGGAUGAGCAUGAAGAGGAACGAGGAGCACGUGUGACAUUCAAUCAAAGUAUGAAUCAGGUUCACGAAACGACACCUGACGAAAAAGUCGAGUUGCAUGACAUUUGUGUAUCACGGCUAUGA
Strongylus vulgaris is the source of this 402-nucleotide messenger RNA. The record is from the annotation of a GenBank genome assembly. NCBI's taxonomy places the organism in Eukaryota, Metazoa, Nematoda, Chromadorea, Rhabditida, Strongylidae.